Molecule: messenger RNA, 1842 nt
Organism: Onychostoma macrolepis
Lineage: Eukaryota; Metazoa; Chordata; Actinopteri; Cypriniformes; Cyprinidae
Gene: ucp3
Product: uncoupling protein 3
Exons: 6
Coding region: 454-1461 (335 amino acids)
Biological process (GO): adaptive thermogenesis; mitochondrial transmembrane transport; mitochondrial transport
Cellular component (GO): mitochondrial membrane
Molecular function (GO): oxidative phosphorylation uncoupler activity
Source: RefSeq, a predicted model, not a curated record
AGCACACAGUAUUUUAUUAUAUUUCUCCCAAUGUUGUACGCUGAUUUCUAUGUUUCUAGGUACCCAGAGCUUAAGUCAUGAGAGAUACACUGUAAUUUAUUAUGUUUCAUAAAAUACUGUAUGCUGGUUUUUGUGUUUCUGUGUAUCCACAGCUGAAGUUAUGAGAAACAUUGAGUUUACAGUCAUGCUUUAUCUAUAACCACAAGUCACAGAUGAUUUGCAUUGAUCCUAAAUGUUUCUCUGUAGUGUUGUGCUGCUGGAAUGCUGCUUUGGAACACUGAGCCACAAUUUUCUAUGGCCGAAGGUGUUGAAAUAUUUAAAAAAAAAGACAAGAGAGUUAUUCCUUUGGAAGAAACUUGAUCUUGAAUCAGCAGUCUGCUGAGGUGGAGAAACACAAGAAGCUCUAGAUAAAAAAAAUAAUAGUCAAAGGUCCUGUCAGAAGCACAGAAAAAAAUGGUUGGAAUCAAACCUACCGACCUGCAACCAACUGCUGCUGUCAAGUUUUUUGGAGCUGGUACGGCAGCAUGUUUUGCUGAUUUGAUCACUUUCCCACUGGACACAGCAAAAGUGAGACUUCAGAUCCAGGGAGAGUCUACAGCUGCCUCAGGAUCAGCUGUGGUGAAAUAUCGUGGAGUAUUUGGCACCAUCGCCACUAUGGUGCGUACAGAGGGCGCAAGGAGUCUGUACAAUGGCCUGGUGGCAGGACUGCAACGACAAAUGAGCUUCGCAUCUGUUCGCAUCGGUCUUUAUGACUCAAUGAAGCAAUUCUACACCAGAGGAUCUGAGAAUGCAAAUAUUGUUACUCGCCUGAUGGCUGGCUGCACCACUGGGGCCAUGGCUGUCGCAUUUGCACAGCCCACAGAUGUCGUAAAAGUGCGUUUCCAGGCUCAGGUGCGUCAGUCUGACGGAUUAAAGAGAUACAACGGCACAAUGGAUGCAUAUCGGACUAUUGCACGUGAUGAGGGUGUUCGGGGGCUUUGGAAGGGCUGCAUGCCAAACAUCACAAGGAACGCGAUUGUAAACUGUGCAGAGCUGGUCACUUACGACAUUAUCAAGGAACUCAUAUUAAAACAUGACCUCAUGACAGGUAUGAAACCUACAAACCCUAUGUUUUUAUUAUGGCUAUUUGUAUGUUCUUGUUGUCUAACACAUAUGCCUUCAUUAGAUAACCUACCCUGCCACUUUACUGCUGCAUUCGGAGCUGGUUUCUGCACCACGAUUGUGGCAUCUCCAGUAGACGUAGUAAAGACCCGCUUCAUGAACUCAACUGCAGGCCAGUACAGCAGUGCACUAAACUGUGCCCUCGCUAUGCUGACCAAAGAGGGACCAACAGCUUUCUAUAAGGGCUUUGUGCCCUCCUUCCUGCGCUUGGGAUCCUGGAACAUUGUGAUGUUUGUUUCCUACGAGCAAAUCAAGAGAGGUCUGACUAGAACGCAGAGCUCAUGGGAGUCACCUUUCUGAAUGGACAUUGUCAGUAUCUUCUGAUUUAGAUUAAACAGAGAGUGCAAAUAUGAGUCAAGUCCUCUGUUAUGAGAACAAAGGGAUUCCCAGGUUAAGUCUUAUCACUGAAAAAGGCGGCAACUUUUAAAGGCCAAAGGUCAAGCUCUUCGAAAAUGAAAGAUGAGCUGCCAAAAAUCAUGAGACGCAUGACUGAGAAAGCAAAUGCAGAUAUUUUGUCUUAGUUACAAUGUCAUUGGAUAUACUGUAUGUCCAUGGUUUAUGUAUAUACUUUUAAAUAUGUAAUUAAAACGGGUCCAUAGCUCUAAUGAAUGAAUGUAUAUUUAUACUAUAAUCUGGAAACUGUACAUUAUUGGAAAAUAAAGCUUUUUUAUGAUAUAUCUA